Messenger RNA from Staurois parvus, 314 nucleotides. Lineage: Eukaryota; Metazoa; Chordata; Amphibia; Anura; Ranidae. The record is from the annotation of a GenBank genome assembly.
UACAGGAGAUGACCAGAGACUGCGGACAUAGUACAGGAGAUGACCAGAGACUGCGGACACAGUACAGGGAAUGACCAGAGACUGCGGACACAGUACAGGAGAUGACCAGAGACUGCGGACACAGUACAGGGAAUGACCAGAGACUGCGGACACAGUACAGGGGAUGACCAGAGACUGCGGACACAGUACAGGAGAUGACCAGAGAAUGCGGACAGUACAGGAGAUGACCAGAGACUGCGGACACAGUACAGGAGAUGACCAGAGACUGUGGGCACAGUACAGGGGAUGACCAGAGACUGCGGACACAGUACAGG